AUGGCCAAUCUCGAAAACCUAGAAGAUGGAGAGCACAAAACUUCGAUCUCACAUACCACAUCCAGCGAAGAUAUCAUUCUCAAAUCAGAAACUCCCGUCUCAACCGAAACGGAGAAGAAAUCUUCAAAAACACCAGAAAUGCCGGUAUCAGUCACGGAAGAAGUGAAGAUCUUGAAAGGUGAAAAUGCGGCUUCAGAUGAGGAUGAAGAUCUGGAAUAUAUUUCUGGAUAUAAGAUUUUUGUUGUGUUGGCUGCAAUUACACUUACGAGCUUUUUGGCGCUGUUGGAUACUACUAUUAUUGCUACUGCAAUUCCCCGAAUAACCAACCAUUUCCACUCAUUAGACGACGUCGGCUGGUACGGAAGUGCCUAUCUCAUCACCAACUGUUCACUCCAACCCCUCUCCGGAAAACUCUACACAUACUUCAGCUCAAAGUACACGUUCCUAACAUUUUUCUUCCUCUUUGAAUUCGGUUCUCUCCUGAGUGGAAUAGCCGUCUCGUCCAAUAUGUUGAUUGUGGGACGAGCGGUUGCGGGAUUGGGAUCCGCGGGCUUGAUGAACGGUGCUAUUACUAUUUUAACGCAUUCGGUACCUAUUGAAAAGAGACCUGUUUACCUUGGGUUUAUCAUUUCAAGUGCUCAGUUGGCUUUGGCGGUGGGUCCGCUGAUUGGAGGGGCGCUUACGGAAUAUGCUACUUGGAGAUGGUGCUUCUACAUCAACCUUCCCUGCGGUUUCCUCGUCAGCCUCCUCCUCCUCUCCAUCACCAUCCCCGAACGACUCCACCCCACCACCCAGACCCUCACCCCCCUCCAACGAAUCCAACACCUCGAUCUCCUCGGCUUCUUCCUCUUCGUACCCACCGCAAUCCAAUUCCUCCUCGCUCUCCAAUGGGGCGGUACCACCUAUCCCUGGAACUCCUCUUCCAUAAUCGGGUUAUUCACCGGAUCCUUUUUCAAUUUUCUGCUUUUCCUCUACCGUGAAUAUUGCGCUGGCGACGCUGCCAUGAUCCCCUUUUCUAUUGGGGUGAGGGGUGUGGAGCCUACGUUGAGUGGUGUCUAUACUUUGCCGGGGAUUUUGUCGCAGAUGUUGUUUGCGAUUUUGUCGGGGUUUGCUGGUGGGUUUUCUUCUUCUUGUAUAUUUAUCAUCGGUGGUUGUUUCGCUGCGGUGGGCUAUAGCCUGUUAUCCACGUAUACGCCCUUUACUCCGGCAUCCAAAUGGAUCGGAUAUCAAAUCAUCGGUGGCAUCGGUCGUGGAUUAUCUAUGCAAAUGGUCCUAAUAGCCAUCCAAAACAAUCUCCCCUCCACCAAAGUAGUCAUCGGACAAACCCUCGUAAUCUUUUUCCAAUAUCUCGGCGGCGCCCUCUGUCUCACAAUCGCUUCUACAAUAUUUAGCUCGAAGCUCAAAUCGGGUCUCGCAUUCUAUGCACCGAGUGUGGAUGCGCAAGUGGUGAUUCUGGCGGGAGCAACGGCGUAUAGGGAUGUGAUAGAGAUGGAUCAGGUGAUGAAUGUGGUGAUGGCGUAUAAUGGGGCGAUUAAUCAUUGUUUUUAUUUGGCGGCGGGGUUGGCGGCGGGGGUGCUGGUGUUUGUGUGGGGGGUGGGGUGGAAGAAGAUUGGGAAGGGGGAGAGGAGUGGAAGGGAAGGUGGGGAGGUGGAGGUUUGA
Molecule: messenger RNA, 1659 nt
Organism: Sclerotinia borealis F-4128
Lineage: Eukaryota; Fungi; Ascomycota; Leotiomycetes; Helotiales; Sclerotiniaceae
Source: the annotation of a GenBank genome assembly